UAUACCUAUAUGAUAUUCUGCCCAUAUUAUAUUUACCAGAUGCAACGGUAUAUAGUUUUAGUGUUUUCUAUUUCCUUUUUACAAAAAAAAAAAUGUGACCAAAUAUACGGCUGACCAUUUCUUUAAGAUUUGGUUGUUUGAAUGUAUUCGCGUAAAUACAUGAUGUUAUUAAGAUAUUUAUAAAAUACAUUUUCUUCGCGACGAUAGAAAAGCACCUCAAUGCUAUGAAGGUUAUUUUAGCGAGUUUUCACAAAAAUGGGACGAAAUCAAUGAAUGAGGCGUUCCAAACGUUAGGCUACGGUGUUUUCGAUUGGUUUGAGCACUUCUGGUACCAUGGUAACGAUUAGAUGAGAAUACUUAAGGUGGGAGGUACAGUGGAAGAUUUUAGACGAAUGUACAAAGAUGUUGACGUCGUGGUGGACGCUCCCGCGUUCCUAUUUUGGGAGCAAAUACUAGAAGUUUAUCCCGAUGCAAAAGUAAUUAUUUCAAUACGAGACGAGGAGAAGUGGUUUCAAAGCUUCAAAAACCAUUUGCAUUCUGGUUCCUCAAAUGUUCUAUUGAAUCUAAUUCAUAUCUUCUCGUAUUCUGGUUGGUGUCAUUUUAGAUACUGUAACAAAGUUGCUAUCUUAACUAAUGGAUCGUACAAACCAACGCCUUGGUGGAAAUUAGACACAAGUCCGACAGUUAUGAAGAAUAUAUACCGCCAUCACAAUUCCUACGUUUUGCAGAGAGUUCCAAAGGAUCAACUGUUGGUGUUUGAUUUAAACGACGGCUGGGCACCCCUAUGCGAAUUUUUGGGCAAAGAGAUUCCAGACAAGCCUUUUCCUUUCAAAAAUAAAUCCGCUUCGUUUAUUUCUGACGCGAUCUCACAUCAUCCUAUUCUGCAAAGGAUGAUUAAAGAAACCAUCUUAUCUAUUGGGACUUUAACUUUUCUUGGAAUAUACUGCGGCUACAAAAUAUGGAAAAGGGUUUAAAUAAAGGAUUUAAAGAACGCUUUGGUAUAUAUAAUUGAUUUAUUCGACAAAGCAUGGUAUUUUAAAACUUACGUUUUAUAAGUAGGGAGAUCAUACUAUAUUGCUACAAAACACGAAAAUAUUGCCAUUACAAUUACCCCGAAAUCAUACAUUAACAUCGAGUACUGCAAUUAACCAAUAUUUAUACUAUAUGACAUAUCUUUGCUUUGUC
This is a messenger RNA of Ciona intestinalis (vase tunicate), 1185 nucleotides long. The record is from RefSeq and is a predicted model, not a curated record. Lineage: Eukaryota; Metazoa; Chordata; Ascidiacea; Phlebobranchia; Cionidae.